Messenger RNA from Cucurbita pepo subsp. pepo (vegetable marrow), 1133 nucleotides. The record is from RefSeq and is a predicted model, not a curated record. NCBI's taxonomy places the organism in Eukaryota, Viridiplantae, Streptophyta, Magnoliopsida, Cucurbitales, Cucurbitaceae.
UUAAUGACUGCUGCGAUCAAAGUGAUUGAUACUACCCUCCGAGAUGACUUUGGAUUUAACCACAUUCUAUGGGUAUUUAGUGGUCGACGUGGUGUUCAUUGUUGGGUCUGUGAUGGCAAAGCAAGAAGGUUGUCUAAUGAACAGCGAGCUGCCAUUGCUGACUAUUUCCAUUUAUAUCAGGGUAAUGAAAAUAGUCGCAAGAAAAUUUCUCUAACGGGUCCGGUUCUUCAUCCAUUUCUCGCGAGAUCAUACAUAGAAGUUCUCAAGGAUUGUUUUGAAUCAAAAUUGCUUUGUAGUCAAAAGAUUUUCUCAACUGAGGAGAGAUAUGAGAAAAUAUUAGAUAUGAUUCAUGAUGAAUCCAUUACCUCAGAGCUUCGUGGAAGGUGGCAAGAUAAUAGGCGACCUUCUAAAAAUGAUGUUAAUUUAGUAAGAUGGGAGCAACUAAAGAAUAUGUUGCAAUCAGGGAAACAUAAGUCACAAGGAAUGCGUCGGCAUGUUGAAGAGAUCGUUUUCUCUUUUACCUACCCUAGGCUUGACUUGGAGGUUACUAAACACAUGAACCAUCUGCUAAAAGCACCAUUCUGUGUUCAUCCCAAAACAGGUCGUAUCUGUGUCCCGAUCGACCCUGAACACUGUGAUGAGUUUGAUCCUACUACCGUGCCAACUGUUGCCCAGCUCCUAGAAGAACUUAAUGCAGCAGAUAUGGAAGUAGAUAGUGAGACUGACUGGGAUAGAACCUCUCUUGGGGAGUCGAUUAGGUUUUUCAGAUCGGCAUUCUUACAGCCAUUACUGAAAUCAUGCAAGGAGGAGAUAGAAUCUUCAUACAAUGCUAAAGUUCAACAGUCGAAGAAUCCUCUGAGUUGGUAGAGAGCUAUAUUAAGUAAGCACACCCUUUUUUAGCUUCUAGAAGUGUUCCAUACUUUUCUGCAAAAUCUUAAAACUGCAGUGUAAAUAUAACCAGAGGUAACUUAAUUAUGUUGAAAGGAUCGCUCUGUAUAUGUAAUGUUUGGCUAAUUUACUGACAUGAGGCUAAAAGACUUGACAGAUUAUUUUCAUUACGAUUAUAGUUAGCUGGGGAACUGAUGCUUGUUUCUUUGGGUGUUCUGAUGAUAUACAUUUGAUGGUUUAAGGCU